UUUCUCUGCCACUCCCUCAAUAAAUAGCAACACACCUUUCUCUCUUCCCUGCUCAGAACGCAAACCCCUGAGCUGAGUUGAGUUCCGUGUUCUCGCUCAGCAUGGCUUUGGUUAACCUUUCUUACAUCGGCAUUGUGACCCUUAUAACCCUUCUGGCUUCCACCGAGGCCAGGGUCCCGGGCGUGUACAGCGGCGGCGCGUGGGAGACCGCGCACGCCACGUUCUACGGCGGCAGCGACGCGUCGGGGACAAUGGGCGGCGCGUGCGGGUACGGGAACCUGUACAGCCAGGGGUACGGCGUGAACACGGCGGCGCUGAGCACGGCGCUGUUCAACAACGGGCUGAGCUGCGGUGCCUGCUUCGAGAUAAAGUGCGCGAACGACCCCAGCUGGUGCCACGCUGGCAGCCCCUCCAUAUUCGUAACCGCCACAAACUUCUGCCCCCCAAACUACGCCCUUCCGAACGACAAUGGAGGGUGGUGCAAUCCUCCCCGGCCCCACUUCGACCUGGCCAUGCCCAUGUUCCUCAAAAUCGCUCAGUACCGCGCCGGCAUCGUCCCCGUCUCUUACCGCAGGGUGCCUUGCCGUAAGCAGGGAGGGAUGAGGUUCACGAUCAACGGCUUCCGUUACUUCAACCUGGUUUUGAUCACCAACGUCGCGGGCGCAGGGGAUAUCGUGAGGACGAGCGUGAAAGGGUCAAAGACUGGGUGGAUGAGCAUGAGCCGCAACUGGGGUCAGAACUGGCAGUCAAACGCUGUUCUGGUUGGUCAGUCACUCUCCUUCAGGGUCACAGCCAGUGACCGACGCACCUCCACCUCCUGGAACAUUGUACCCGCCAAUUGGCAAUUUGGUCAAACAUUCACCGCCAAAAAUUUCAGAGUCUAAUAAUUACUGUGUUUGAUGGUUUUUUUGUUAAAUUGUUUAUUUAAUUUUUAUAAUUUUUUUUUUAGUUUUUAUAGUUUAAAAGUGAUUUUUUUUAAUUUUUUUAAUUUAUAUUUUAAUUUUUUUAGUCUCUGGAAUCAUAAAAUUAUAAAAAUUAAAAAGAUCACUUUUAAAAUUACAGAGACUAAAAGAGAAUUAAAAUAUAAAUUAUAAGAAUUAAAAAGAUUAUUUUUAAAUUAUAGAAACUAAAAAAAUAAAAAUUAUAAAAUUAUAAGAAUUAAAUGAAUAAUUAUAAUUUUUUUUUGAGUAGUUUUGAAUUUACCUUGGGAUGUGGAUAUAAGGGAAACCGCGAGAGAGAAAAUAAUGGUGGGAAAGUAAAGUAAGUUGUGGUAGUGAUUAGUCAAACUUUUUGACUUUUUCCUUUGUCUUGAACGAAGAAAUUGGGGUUGUCUUAGUAUACGUGUUUGAAGUUUUAUAGUAGGAUUCUAGAAAAUGGAGGGAAACUUUAUGUAAGGGGCUGAAGUGGCUUCAAAUGCAUAAGCCCGCAGCUAUGUUUCUUAUAUUAUAGUAUAUUUAUAUAUAUAUAUUGUAUGAAAAGAUCAAGUGUGUUUAAGAAA
Glycine soja is the source of this 1498-nucleotide messenger RNA. Its product is annotated as expansin-A6. Bases 102 to 884 code for a protein of 260 amino acids. The transcript has 2 exons. Lineage: Eukaryota; Viridiplantae; Streptophyta; Magnoliopsida; Fabales; Fabaceae. Gene Ontology annotation, cellular component: extracellular region. Gene Ontology annotation, biological process: plant-type cell wall organization. The record is from RefSeq and is a predicted model, not a curated record.